This is a messenger RNA of Pelagomonas calceolata, 1362 nucleotides long. Lineage: Eukaryota; Pelagophyceae; Pelagomonadales; Pelagomonadaceae. The record is from the annotation of a GenBank genome assembly.
CCAAAGCUUGAUAGCAGACUGAAGAUGAUCCUCACGCAGUGCGCCGUCUGCGCCACCGACCUUGGGCUAACCUUGGGCAAGAAAUGCGGCCGCUGCAACACACGCUACUGUGGGCCCGAAUGCCAGGUGCAGCACUGGAAAGAGGGUGGCCACGACACGCUCUGCAGACAAAUAAAAAAAGCCGGCGGCGCAGAGCAAUACAACGCAAACACGAAGUACACGGAGGCCGUCGCGGUCGCGGCCGAGAAAUGCGCGGACGACACGAAGGGCCAGACGUGCUACAUCUGCACGCAGGCCCUCCACUGGAAGACAAAGGAGGGCCUCGUGCGUAUGUGUGCGUGCCGCGGGACGGCGGGCUUCGCGCAUGUGUCGUGUCUGGCGGAGCAGGCGAAGAUUUUGUGUGACGAGGCCGAGGAGAACAAUAAACCAAAAAAUCCAGCGUGGGUGCGGUGGCACACGUGUAGCCUGUGUGAGCAAAAGUACCACGGCGUCGUGCGGUGCGCGCUCGGGUGGGCGUGCUGGAAGACGAAUGUGGGGCGGCCAGAGGCGCACUGGGCUCGGCUACUGGCGAUGUCGCGGCUUGGGAACGGCUUAUCCGCUGCAAAGCACCACGAGGACGCGUUGUUCGUGCAAGAGGCCGAGUUGUCUAUGUGGCGGCGCCUUGGCGAGUCAGAAGAACAAAUGCUCGACGUGCAGACCAAUCUUGCGAGGACGUAUCAUCACUGUGGACGGACAGAAGAGGCCAACCGCAUGCUGCGAGACGUGUACUCCGGAUGUUUGAAGCUCAACGGCGAACAAAGUAGAGAUACCCUUGCAGCAGCCCUCAACUACUCGGCGUCCCUUGAUGCUCUAAAGCGCUACAGAGAAGCCAAGUCGGUGCUGCGCAAAAUGAUGCCCGUGGCGCGACGGGUUCUUGGCGAGAAUAAUGACGCCACGCUCAGGCUGAGGUGGACUUACGCGCGGGCGCUCUCCAAGGACGACGGCGCCACGCUCGACGACCUCCGCGAGGCCGUGACAACGCUCGAGGACACGGCACGGACCGCGCAGCGCGUUUUCGGCCGCGCGCAUCCGAUGGUAGUGCAACUUGAGCGAUCUCUGAGAGAGUCGCGGGCAGCGCUCAGGGCCCGCGAGAUGCAGACGACGACGCUGAUGUCGGAGACUGCACCGCUGCCGCCCAGCUGGAUCGCCGGCAACGCGUUGGUCACUGGCGAGACCGAGGAGCAGCUCAUGGCGCGCCUGCGGAGGGAGGCGAAGGAGAUCAACGCGGCCGUCGCGCGCGAGGCCGCGGAGGCGAAGGCGCGGUUGCGGAACGAGCUCCCCGGUUACGACGAGCCAGGUUAGUGCAGUAAGAACACGCGAAGC